AUGGAAGGUCGGAUGGAACCUUGCGUCGGCACCGUCGUGACGUGCUUCGUCUCUGCACGCCGCUGGGCAGCCGGUGACGGGAUGGAUCUCCACAUCGACAUCGCCUUGACGCGCCCACCUACGCCGUCGGAGACCGCGGCUUACGGCGAAUUCGAGUCGCUCUCCACUACAACCCGAAGUCGUGGUCCCAUAGUGGAGUUCGGCCGUGCCACAACGGCACAUGGCAGCCCUAUUCAGGGAUGGCACUGCCAGCCCCCACGAGGGGAAGGGCCUAGAAAAGGUGGGCUAAACAUUGCUGGGUACCACGCCGUCUCCAGGCUAGCCAGGGCCGCAGACGUCUUAUCAUGGUCGAAACAAUCAAAAUCGAAACAACAACAAUACCAAUAACAACAACAACCAUACCCAUUCUCCUCAUCCUACUUCUGCUACCUCUUCCUCCGUCUUUUCUUCUGCCUAUUCUUCUCCUUCGUCACCUUCUUCUCCAUCUCCUUCCCGUCGCCCCACUCGCUGUCACCAGACUGGCAGGGUGAGCCCGCUCACUCUGGCAGCCUGGAAUGUUCGUUCCCUUUUAGACAAUCCGAGGAACAACAAACCGGAACGGAGGACGGCGCUAGUGGCACGAGAACUGGCGCGCAACAAGGUGGACAUCGCCGCACUCAGCGAGACCCGUUUCUCCGAACAAGGCCAACUGGAGGAGGUGGGUGCCGGCUACACCUUCUUCUGGAGCGGUCGACCCAGGGCAGAGUGA
This is a messenger RNA of Spirometra erinaceieuropaei, 748 nucleotides long. NCBI's taxonomy places the organism in Eukaryota, Metazoa, Platyhelminthes, Cestoda, Diphyllobothriidea, Diphyllobothriidae. The record is from the annotation of a GenBank genome assembly.